CUAACACUGGCCAUAGCAAGAGUCGUGCUUCGCAGAAUCUACCACCGGAUCGGAAACGCGACUCACUGAGAAGAUCCGGCGAGAAACUCAGUGGGCGAUAGACCGAUGCUUGCGUGUUCUUAAUACGCGCUUGCUAUAUGACAAUGCUGAAAAUUUAUCAGUGCGUUCACAGUUCACUCCGAGACACAAGCCUUCGGAAGAUCUUGUUCGACGCACGUUGGAGCGUUAAACAGAGAUAAUUUUACUGUCGUCUCUCAUUUCGAAAUUUAGUUUUUUGUAAAAGAGAAGAAAGAAAAGGAAAAAUAAACGGUUAGAUAAUUGGCUUCAUCUUUGAAAUUUGUGUGGCGAGAAAUCAAAACGGAAAAAGUGUCUUAUAAGGCAAGAGCUCUUUUCGGAGAUGGGAUCACGUGAGAGGAGCUUUCAGGGCACGGAGCCGCUGCCCCAUGACCCUACCAACGACUUGGAAAUGGUCGAGCGAAAAGAAAACGGUGCUAAUCGCCACAGAUUGAAGGAUCUUGAUGACCUUCUGCCGUACAUGGGAGAGUUUGGUUGGUACCAGCGCAUGCUGUUCUUGUUGAUGAUACCUUACGCGUUCUUCUUCGCGUUCGUCUACUUCGGGCAGAUAUUCAUGGCCAUAACUCCGGAGGAGCACUGGUGCUCUGUCCCGGAAUUGGCGAACUUGAGCGUGAUUGAACGGCGUCAUCUAUCCAUACCGAUGUUAAACAAUAAAUAUUCAAAAUGCGAAGUUUACGAUGUAGAUUGGUCGAAACUGUUACAAGAUGGCGUCCGUCAGCCGAACUCAAAAUGGCCGACCAAGAAAUGUCAAAAUAAAUGGGAGUUUAAUUACACUGAUGUUCCUUAUGAAACAAUUGCAACACAGCAAGGCUGGGUGUGUGACAAGGACAACUAUGCCGCCACUGCUCAGUCGGUGUUUUUCUGUGGGGCCAUACUGGGUGGAUUUAUCUUUGGUUGGAUAGCUGACAAAUAUGGUCGUAUACCAGCUCUAGUGGGUACGAAUGUAGCCGGAUUUAUUGGCGGAAUCGGAACUGUGUUUUCAAAUGAUUUUUUAUCGUUCUGCCUCUGCCGAUUCAUUGUGGGCUUAGCCUAUGACAAUUGUUUUAUUAUCAUGUAUAUCGUCGUGCUGGAGUACGUUGGCCUCAAAUGGAGAACCUUCGUGGCGAAUAUGUCCAUAGGAGUAUACUUCACGUUUGCAGCGUGCCUCCUACCCUGGAUCGCUCUAGCGGUCGCGGACUGGAAGAUUUAUACUCUGAUCAUUAGCGUGCCUUUAGCUUUGGCCGUCUUCACUGGCUGCGUCGUACCAGAGAGCGCCAGGUGGUUGAUAUCGCAAGGGCGGAUCGAUGAAGCACUAAAAAUAAUGAUGAGGUGCGCGAAGGUCAACGGUAAUGCACUACCAGAGGAUAUUAUCAAGGAAUUUCACGAAACAGCAACAGGAAUAGCUAAAGCCGAACAAGAAUGUAAGAACUACAGCGUAUUAGAUCUAUUCAAGACUCCUCGAUUGCGAAAGCACAGCAUUCUUCUGGUGUUCAUUUGGAUUCUAAUAGCCAUGGCUUUCGAUGGACACGUCAGGAAUGUGGGCACUCUGGGCCUGGACAUGUUCCUGACCUUCACUGUGGCUACGGCGACCGAGUUUCCAGCCGAUGUUUUGCUUACCCUGGUCUUGGAUGUUUUGGGACGACGUUGGCUGGCCUUUGGCACAAUGGUUUUCAGCGGAUUAUUCAGCUUACUAGCCACCACAGUUCCAAUAGGUAUACAAUCAGCCUCGCUAGCCAUCGUCGGACGAUUUGCGGUCAACAUAUCCUACAAUAUAGGGAUGCAGUACGCAGCCGAGAUUCUGCCCACCGUCGUGAGAGCUCAGGGCCUAGCUCUGAUACACAUCACUGGAUAUGUUGCAACAAUACUGGUGCCGUACAUCGUAUAUUUGGCAACCAUUGCGACCGAAAUACCCCUUCUAAUAUUAGGCACUGUGGGCAUAAUUGGUGGAAUUUUAUGCCUCUUUCUACCGGAAUCGAUGGGCAAAGAAAUGCCUCAAACUCUUCAGGAUGGAGAAGAGUAUGGGUUGGAGCAGAAGUUCUGGGAUUUUCCGUGCUGCACCAGCGGUAUCCUGAGGAGACGGGGUAGAGUCCGGGCUAAACGGGAGCGAUGGUGGAUCAGAUUCAGCCAGGCUGAUGCCCAGCGUGUGCCAAUCCACCACAGUCCUCGUGACGGGAACGGAAUCGGGAGCGCGACCGAGCUUCAUAACGACGGGACGGUGGUCUGAAUCUAACUCUGAAACUACUUCGAUCGAGUGACCAAAACCCACUUUUAAAUAGAAAUUCUUAAUGAAAUUUUAUUCUCAGCUGAAGCAAAUUUUGAAAAUAUUUCCGAAAAUGUUUUUUUAUACGGAAAUAUACGAAAAUAUUGUUAUUUAGAUCGUUAAAACAGCAAUUUUAUAUCAAUGUAAUCAGAUCUUAAACAAUUUUCGCAUUUAAACAAUAAACUUUGAAAUGGUUUUUUUUAUUACUGUAUACUGUGACAUAGUAAGUAAGCACUUAUAUAAACAUGUAACGUUUAAGUAUGAGAGCAGUAAUAAAACAUACUCAGAAGUGA
Molecule: messenger RNA, 2607 nt
Organism: Bombyx mori (domestic silkworm)
Lineage: Eukaryota; Metazoa; Arthropoda; Insecta; Lepidoptera; Bombycidae
Product: carcinine transporter
Exons: 14
Coding region: 398-2278 (626 amino acids)
Biological process (GO): transmembrane transport
Cellular component (GO): membrane
Molecular function (GO): transmembrane transporter activity
Source: RefSeq, a predicted model, not a curated record